AUGGCUACCUUUGAAUCUAUUCAGACCGGAAACAUUCACAUUGAUGAGGGAGAGCGAAACAUCGAGGACCUGAGCCCUCUUGCGAAGGACCGAAUCAACUACAAGCCUCGCUAUCCGGCUUGCUUCGAAAAUCCGGAAAAGGUCAAUGUGGAGUUCUUCGAUCACACCACCUUCAAAGAUAUCGACCGUCCUCUUCUUGAAGGCUACUUCCCCAACUCGAUUCAUUAUCCUAUCAUGAAGUUUGUAGAUGAAGAGGGCCGCACGGAUGCUCUGAACGUUGGUAUUGUGUUCUGUGGUCGUCAGAGUUCUGGAGGCCAUAAUGUGAUUACCGGCGUGUUCGAUUACCUCCACAAAAUGAAUCCCAACAGCAAGCUUUACGGUUUUAUCGGAGGUACGUCGGGUCUGUUCGAAGGAUCUUCCGUGGAGCUGACGGAAGAGAAGCUGAAGCUGUAUCGCAACAUGGGCGGCUACGAUCUUCUGGGUCGUUCUGCCGAUAAAAUUUCGGAGGAAGACUACUCGAAAGUGGUUGCCACUUGCACGAAGCUCAAUCUCCAUGGUCUUGUGCUGAUCGGAGGCGCCUACACGGCCACGGAUGCCACUCUUCUCACCGAGUUCUUCCUGAACAGUGGCGUAACGACUCGCAUUGUGGUGGUUCCUUGCGACUACUCCCGCGAUUUAAAGAACCAUUUCAUCGAAACGACGGUGGGUUUCGACACGUUCUGCCGCACCGUCUCGCAGCUGAUCGGCAACAUCUGCACGGACUCGCGCUCCGCUGCGAAGUACUACCACUUCAUUCGUCUGCUGGGCCGUUCUCCUUCCCACGUGGUGCUUGAAUCCGCCUUGCAGAGCCAUCCGAACUAUGCGGUGAUUUCGGAGGAAGUGGCGGCCAAGCGAAUGACGCUGCUGCAGGUGGUGAACAAGAUCGCGGAUAUGAUUUGCCAGCGCGCUGAGAAGGGAUUGAACUAUGGCGUGGUGCUGAUUCCUGAGGGUUUGAUCAAGGCGAUCUCUGAGUUCUACUAUUUGCUGGACGAGAUUUCGACCUAUGUGAACAAGGGAAUGAAGCACGAGGAGAUCUACGCGAAGCUCACGCCGUGGAGCAAGGCGCUCUUCGAUUUCUUGCCUGCUGUGAUCCAGAAGCAGAUCUUCAAUCCUCCCGAAUCGCGCGGAAGCUUCCAACUCCACGCGAUUUCGACGGAAGUCAUGAUCGGCGAUUUGGUGAAGAAGGAACUGCAGCGUCGUAAGGAAGAGGGAAGCUACAACGGACACUUCGAUUAUCAGACUCACUUCCUCGGCUAUCAGGCUCGAACCUCGUUCCCUUCUCUGUUCGACUGCGACUAUGCGUAUGCUUUGGGACGAGAGGCAGCCGCGCUGAUUCAGAACAAUCUCACCGGAUAUAUGGCGACCUUGCGGAAUCUGAAGGAGGAACCGUCGGAAUGGAUUCCCUAUGCGGUGCCUCUUCUGGCCUUCUGCACCGUGGAAGCGAAGCAGGGAGUGUAUCGUCCCUCGAUCCCUGAAUCGAACGUGGAUAUGAACGAUGCUCCGUUCCUGAAGUUCGUGGCUCAUCGUGACAGCUGGGCUGUGAAGGACGACUACUGCAACCCGGGAUCGGUCCAGUUCGGAGGCGCUGGAAGCUGGAACACGACGCUGUCGCUGCAGAUCGAAAAGCACGACUAUCUGAAGCGAAUCCAGCUGCUUCGUGAUGAACUGAAGGCUGUGGAGAAGAUUUGCCUGCCUGGAUGCGAUGCGUUGUUGGUGGAUUCUGCGAUUGCUGGAGUGGAGGGAGUGAUUGAGCAACUGGAGAUUAUCAAGAAGAAGAUUUAAGCAGUGAAGUGGAUGAAUAAAAGAUCUUUUUAAU
Messenger RNA from Blastocystis hominis, 1855 nucleotides. RefSeq lists its product as hypothetical. Gene Ontology annotation, biological process: photosynthesis; fructose 6-phosphate metabolic process; glycolytic process. NCBI's taxonomy places the organism in Eukaryota, Bigyra, Opalinata, Blastocystidae. The record is from RefSeq and is a predicted model, not a curated record. The transcript is spliced from 4 exons. Gene Ontology annotation, cellular component: cytosol. Bases 1 to 1821 code for a protein of 606 amino acids. Gene Ontology annotation, molecular function: ATP binding; 6-phosphofructokinase activity; diphosphate-fructose-6-phosphate 1-phosphotransferase activity.